AAAAGGAGGGAAUGAAUUAAACUUAAUUAAAUUUAUUAAAUAAGAACGUCCCAGAAGCUGUAACCGGUGAACCACAAUCAGAAUCCAGAACAUUCUGGACUAAUCUAUACUUACACAGACAUUGUAUAUAUACACGCCCUCCUCAUUCUCUCAUCUCACUUAGAAUUAAAAAACACUUAACAUCAAAACACACUGUGAUUUCUCCAAAUUCUAUUGUAUUUUCUUUGUUGAAGUUAGUGAAGAGUGAAAAUGGCGGGAAAAGGCGAAGGUCCGGCGAUCGGAAUUGACUUGGGAACGACUUACUCGUGUGUCGGCGUUUGGCAACAUGACAGAGUGGAGAUCAUAGCGAAUGAUCAGGGGAACAGAACGACGCCGUCUUAUGUGGCGUUUACUGAUACGGAGAGGCUCAUUGGUGAUGCUGCGAAGAAUCAAGUCGCUAUGAAUCCUAUCAACACUGUUUUCGAUGCUAAGCGGUUGAUUGGAAGGAGGUUCAGUGAUGCUUCGGUGCAGAGUGACAUGAAGUUGUGGCCAUUCAAAGUUGUGCCUGGAGCUGGUGACAAGCCAAUGAUUGUUGUCAACUACAAGGGUGAGGAGAAACAAUUUGCUGCUGAAGAAAUUUCUUCCAUGGUUCUUACGAAGAUGAGGGAGAUUGCUGAGGCUUUCCUUGGCAAGGCAGUUAAAAAUGCUGUUGUUACUGUACCUGCUUAUUUUAAUGAUUCUCAGAGACAGGCAACAAAGGAUGCUGGGGUUAUCUCGGGGCUCAAUGUGAUGCGUAUUAUUAAUGAGCCCACAGCAGCUGCAAUUGCUUAUGGGCUGGAUAAGAAGUCGAGCAGUGUUGGUGAGAAGAAUGUGCUGAUCUUUGAUCUUGGUGGUGGCACAUUUGAUGUGUCUCUUCUCACUAUUGAGGAGGGUAUUUUUGAGGUGAAAUCAACUGCUGGUGAUACCCAUCUGGGAGGUGAAGAUUUUGACAACAGGAUGGUGAAUCAUUUUGUUCAGGAGUUCAAGAGAAAGAACAAGAAGGAUAUUGGGGGCAAUGCUAGAGCAUUGAGGAGGCUGCGGACUGCUUGUGAAAGGGCGAAGAGAACUCUCUCUUCAACUGCUCAAACAACAAUUGAGAUUGACUCUUUGUUUGAGGGGAUUGAUUUCUACACAACAAUUACUAGGGCAAGAUUUGAGGAGCUCAACAUGGAUCUUUUCAGGAAGUGUAUGGAGCCGGUAGAGAAAUGUUUGAGGGAUGCCAAGAUGGACAAAAACUCUGUCCAUGAUGUUGUGCUUGUUGGUGGAUCUACUAGGAUUCCAAAGGUGCAGCAACUAUUGCAGGACUUCUUCAAUGGAAAGGAGCUUUGCAAGAGCAUCAACCCUGAUGAGGCUGUUGCUUAUGGCGCUGCUGUGCAGGCUGCAAUAUUGAGCGGUGAAGGUAAUGAAAAGGUGCAAGACUUACUGUUGCUGGAUGUGACUCCAUUGUCGCUUGGGUUGGAAACUGCUGGAGGGGUUAUGACUGUUUUGAUCCCGAGAAAUACAACCAUCCCCACCAAGAAGGAGCAGGUAUUCUCGACAUACUCAGAUAAUCAACCUGGUGUUCUGAUCCAGGUGUUUGAAGGUGAAAGAGCAAGAACAAAGGACAACAAUUUGCUGGGCAAGUUCGAGCUCUCUGGUAUUCCUCCUGCUCCAAGGGGUGUGCCACAGAUUACAGUAUGCUUUGAUAUUGAUGCAAAUGGCAUUUUGAAUGUUUCUGCUGAGGACAAGACCACAGGGCAAAAGAAUAAGAUUACCAUCACUAAUGACAAAGGCAGACUUUCCAAAGAUGAGAUUGAAAAGAUGGUCCAGGAAGCGGAGAGGUACAAAUCUGAGGACGAGGAGCACAAGAAGAAGGUUGAAGCUAAGAAUGCCCUGGAGAAUUAUGCUUACAACAUGAGGAACACCAUUAAGGAUGAGAAGAUAAGCUCAAACCUUGACCCUGCGGACAAGAAGAAGAUUGAGGAUGCAAUUGAGCAGGCAAUCCAGUGGCUUGAUGGGAAUCAGCUGGCAGAAGUGGAUGAGUUUGAAGACAAAAUGAAGGAGCUGGAAGGUAUCUGCAAUCCCAUCAUUGCCAAGAUGUAUCAAGGUGGUGCUGGUGGCAUGGGCGGCAUGGGUGCAACAAUGGAUGAAGAUGGUCCUGCUGGUGGAGCGGGUGCAGGAGCAGGCCCAAAGAUCGAAGAAGUUGAUUAAGCAGGAAGUUGAUUGAGCUUGUUUGAUGUUGUUUCCUGGUGGUUUAGGUUUUUUAUUAAUUACAUAACCAUGUCUCUGGAUUUUGAUGGUUGGUUAAGACUUAAGAUGCCCCCCUUCUGUUGGGGGCUUUAAUAAGAAUGGUACUUUUCUCUA
This is a messenger RNA of Daucus carota subsp. sativus, 2361 nucleotides long. RefSeq names its product heat shock cognate 70 kDa protein 2. Bases 250 to 2208 code for a protein of 652 amino acids. The record is from RefSeq and is a predicted model, not a curated record. Gene Ontology annotation, molecular function: ATP binding; ATP-dependent protein folding chaperone. The transcript is spliced from 2 exons. NCBI's taxonomy places the organism in Eukaryota, Viridiplantae, Streptophyta, Magnoliopsida, Apiales, Apiaceae. Gene Ontology annotation, cellular component: cytoplasm.